CGUUUCAAGUCCUCCGUUUCCUAGAAAUGCACCUGCUUUUGUUCAACCAAUAGGCUCUCUGACACGGUUACAUCUCAAGUAUAUAAAAGGGUUAAAGUUAAAUUGUUGAAUUUACUUUGAAAGAAAGACGCAUCUUCAAAAAUCAUGGUGCCCCGCCGUUCACUUACAAUUGACACUGAGAACGCGACCAAGACGACAUACGUGGUCGGAACGGAGUUGACGGUGAAUUUAAACAGGUGUGCCCCACCACAGUCUAAGUUCUUCUCAAUAAAAUGCUCCCCAAACGUGCAUUACAAGGUCACGCCCCCGACCAAGGACAGGACCACCUCUCCGUACCCCCUCACCCCAAACUCUAUCCUCCUCAUCACCAUGGACACAGUCAGUGAGACUGCAUUUGACAGCAAGUUAUCUGUGAAGUACUACGGGGAGAAAACGGAGGCUCUUGAGGACGCUGUGCUGCAUCUAACAGCUGUCGAGAUAUCUCUGGACGUAGAUGCCGACCGAGAUGGCGUUGUUGAGAAAAACAAUCCGAACAAGGCAUCCUGGAAAUGGGGUCCUAAUGGCCACGGUGCAGUUUUGCUGGUCAACUGUGACUCCGAGAGCUCAUACGAGAAGAAAGUGGACAGUGAGAAGGAUGAGAUCAGUAAAGUUUCAGAUUUGCAGGACAUGUCCAAGAUGAUCUUGCGCACCAACGGGCCGUCUCAACUUCCUGAAGGCUAUAAACUGAGCAUGUACAUCUCGCAGACCACUUCAGAGAGCGUGAGAAUCUUUAGACCUCGGACAAAUGUGCAAAAAGACAACGUGUGGAAGCACAAACUCCUGAAGUUGUUUCUGAAAGAUUAUCUCAUGGUGGUGGGAACAGACAAGCUGACACAGGAAGUGCCCUACCUGGGAGGAAAAACUGAACUGAUGUUCUAUGUAGAAGGUCUUCGCUUCCCUGAUAAAGAUUUUGAUGGGCUCAUCACCAUCAACCUUAGUCUACUAGAGCCCAGUGGCAAGGAUUUCCCUGAAACACCCAUCUUUACAGAUAAAGUCAUAUUUCAUUUCUCACCCUGGAUCAUGACCCCUAACACCCUCAAACCUGUGGAGGUCUAUGUGUGCAGCACAACGGAUAACGUCUCAUUCCUGAAGAGUAUAAAGAAGCUGGUGGAGAAGAAUGGCUACAAACUUAAAAUAUGUUACGAGUACAUGAACCGAGGUGACCGCUGGAUGCAGGAUGAGCUUGAGUUUGGUUACAUUGACUCUCCCCAUCAUCGUUUUCCUGUUGUACUGGAUUCUCCUCGUGAUGGAAAACUUCAGGAUUUCCCCUACGAGUCCAUUCUGGGGCCAGACUUUGGAUAUGUGACCCGGAAUGCUUUGAAUGAGGAGGUGAGCAGUCUGGACUCCUUUGGUAACCUGGAGGUCAGUCCACCAGUCACAGUGAACGGGAAAAGUUACCCACUUGGCAGGAUCAUCAUUGGUGUGGCAUUCCCUACUGCAAAAGAUGGCCGCAACAUGACCCAAGUCGUCCAGGAAUUCCUGUGGGCACAGAAGGUUCAAGAGCCAAUAGCGCUCUUCUCUGAUUGGCUAAUUGUGGGUCAUGUGGACGAGUUCAUGACCUUCGUCCCAGCCCCUGACCGAAAGAAAUUCCGGUUGCUGCUGGCUAGCCCGGAUGCCGGAUAUAAAGUUUUCAAAAGCUUACAAAACACAGGACAUGGAAAAGAGGAAAUGUUUCCAGGAAUGCCAGAAGCCAUUACGGUUAAUGCCAUCCUGAGUGACAAAAAGCUACAGGCUGAAAACCGAUACGUGCAGAACUGCAUUGACUGGAACAGGGACGUGCUGAAGAAAGAACUGGGGUUGGAUGAUGAGGACAUCAUCGAUUUGCCCAUCCUGUUUAAACUGCAAGUAGAAAAAGAAGAGAAGGAAACAAGCCCCAGGGCCGUGGCUUACUAUCCCGACAUGGUGAACAUGAUCGUGUUGGGGGACCAGCUGGGCAUCCCAAAACCUUUCGGGCCCCAGGUGAAGGGCCGGUGUGCUCUGGAGACAAAGAUGUGUUCUCUUAUGGAGCCUCUAGGCCUUAAAUGUACCUUCAUUGAUGACUUUGCCCCAUACCACAAACUGCUGGGGGAAGUUCACUGCGGUUCCAAUGUUCGUCGAGAACCAUCCCCUUUCAGAUGGUGGAACAUAGAGCUGUGAGAGAGAGAGAGGGAGACUAGGAAGAAUAGAGACCUGUCAAGUGCCUACUAUGUCUAAAGCAGGAUUAAUGGGUGUUUUAACUAGUUCAUUCUAGCAAUAAACAAUGCAUACAGCCUUGUCCUUCAAGCAAAAUGGAAUAAUUCAUCUAAAAAUGUAAACUCUGUCAUCAUUUACUCACC
Rhinichthys klamathensis goyatoka is the source of this 2354-nucleotide messenger RNA. It is a transcript of the gene padi2, whose product is annotated as peptidyl arginine deiminase, type II. Gene Ontology annotation, molecular function: calcium ion binding; protein-arginine deiminase activity. Lineage: Eukaryota; Metazoa; Chordata; Actinopteri; Cypriniformes; Leuciscidae. Gene Ontology annotation, cellular component: cytoplasm. The transcript is spliced from 16 exons. The record is from RefSeq and is a predicted model, not a curated record. Bases 145 to 2175 code for a protein of 676 amino acids.